CAAAUAUCCCACUGCUCCCCAUGCUACCAUUUAUCUUCUUUCUUCUUUAUUCUUUUCUCCGCGGUAUAUUCUCACUGGAAUCUUUUGUUAGCGUUUUUGUUAUGGAAGGAUUGCAGUUGCAAUGUGAUGGUAGCUAGCUGCUGAAUUUCAGAAAAGUUUAUGCAAGGGAGGACCUGAAAGAUGGACACGGCAAGGCUGGAUUUGAGGUUGAAACAAUCUGGAUCAGCACAAUCAGAGGAAUCCGCACUGGAUUUGGAAAGAAAUGGCUGUGAUCCUCUUAAUCUGCACUCAACGAGCCCUCCGCCAUUGCAAACCACUGCAAGCAAUCAGAUCUCCGAGAGCAGCGCAGCUUACUUCUCAUGGCCGAGCCAAUUGGGUGCUGUUGAGAGGGCGAAUUACUUUAAGAAUCUUCAGAAGAGGGUUUUGCCGGAAACCCAUGGACGGCUUCCGCGCGGAGAGCAGGCCUCGACGUUGCUUGAUCUCAUGACCAUUAGAGCAUUCCAUAGCAAAAUCCUUCGCCGGUUUAGUCUCGGAACCGCCAUUGGAUUUCGCAUCAGGCGUGGUGUUUUGACGGAGAUACCUGCUAUCCUUGUUUUCGUUGCCAGAAAAGUCAACAGGCAGUGUCUCAGCUGCGUGGAAUGUCUCCCAGCAUAUCUUGAGGGACCAGGAGGUGUAUGGUGUGAUGUUGAUGUUGUUGAGUUCUCUUAUUACGGUGCACCUGCAGCAACCCCAAAGGAAGAACUAUACAAUGAACUUGUGGAAGGGCUCCGGGGUGGUGAUCCUUGCAUUGGAUCUGGGUCUCAGGUGGCAAGUCAAGAGACUUAUGGAACUUUGGGUGCUAUUGUUAAAAGCCGGACUGGGAACCAUCCGGUUGGUUUUCUCACUAAUCGGCAUGUAGCAGUUGAUUUGGAUUAUCCAAGUCAGAAAAUGUUCCAUCCCUUGCCUCCAAGCCUUGGACCAGGAGUGUAUUUGGGUGCGGUAGAGAGAGCGACGUCAUUUAUAACUGAUGAUCUUUGGUAUGGCAUGUUUGCUGGAACCAACCCAGAAACAUUUGUGCGGGCAGAUGGAGCUUUCGUUCCUUUUGCAGACGAUUUUGACUUGUCAAAUGUGACUACUGCCGUCAAAGGCAUAGGUGAGAUUGGUGAUGUGAAUACUAUUGACCUGCAGGCUCCAAUCGGAAGCCUCGUUGGCAGGCAAGUGAUGAAAGUCGGAAGAAGCUCUGGGUUGACCACCGGGACUAUAAUGGCCUAUGCAUUGGAAUAUAAUGAUGUGAAAGGAGUAUGUUUCUUUACUGACUUUCUUGUUGUUGGUGAAAACCAACUGACAUUUGAUCUUGAAGGUGAUAGUGGUAGCCUCAUCCUUUUGACUGGUCAAAACGGAGAGAAGCCUCGACCUGUUGGAAUCAUAUGGGGUGGAACGGCUAAUCGAGGUCGUUUGAAACUGAAAGCCGGCCAACCUCCUGAAAAUUGGACUAGUGGAGUGGACUUGGGACGUCUUCUCGAUCUCCUAGAUGUCGACCUCAUCACAUCCAAUGAAGGUCUUCAAGCUGAACUAAAAGAGCAUAGAAACGGAUUCGAAGGGGUAAUGGGUACCAAGUCAUCUCCCGCCAAGCGAAUUUCCUUGAAAGAGAAAGCCAAUGAGAACUUUGAACCACUUGAUCUAAACGUCCAGCAAGUUCCCAUUGAUAGUAGUGACUCUCAUGGGGGGCUAACUCCAGCACCAGCAAGUCCCCACGUGUUUCACAUCCAGAGAGAAAGUGAAGGGGUUCCAAGCUGUGUCGAGCACCAGUUCAUUGCAAGCGUGUCUAAUGCAUCCCCACCGCAGCAGGUUCACCACCCUGGGGAAAAUGUCGAACUCAAUAACAAUAGUAAUAACAAUAAUCUCUACGCAAUGGGAGACGAAAUUUCAGUUUGUUUGCAGUUAGGUGAACCGGAACCGAAGAGAAUGAAGCAUUCUGAGUCUAAUGUCGCAUCUUGACUCGCGUGGCGGGACCACACUGAAAAAAUUUCAGAGCUUUUCAAAGGGGGACGAAAAAGUUCCCAGGUUUCACAGACAUCGUGACUGUUAAUCUGUUAUCCUCCGAACAGGUAAAAUUGUGAAUGUUUCGGGCUGUAGAUUAGCAUUGCAAAUUAUUUUAAAGCACAGAUUGGGAAUUGUAAUUAUCUUUUAUUCUGUUUAUCUCGAUGUGAUCGUGUUUCCGAUAAAGCUGCCUUGCAGCCUGGAAAUCAUCUCUGGGAGUGAAGAAAAGAAUUAAUUUGCCAUUGUGAGGAAAACUGUGAACUUAUGUCUCCCUUGUCUUUGUAACUUGGAAGUGAACAAAAGGAAUACGUAUCACUCUUGGGUCAUAUUCUCUUCACCUGAUCUGAUUGGUUCUAAUCUAAUGGGAAUAAAUUUUGAUAUGAUCG
Cuscuta campestris is the source of this 2405-nucleotide messenger RNA. Lineage: Eukaryota; Viridiplantae; Streptophyta; Magnoliopsida; Solanales; Convolvulaceae. The record is from the annotation of a GenBank genome assembly.